CGGGCUUUUUCUCCCCCUGCACUCACUGACUGAGCUUCAAGGACCACUAGCACAACUUUCACCGAUAGGCAGGAGAAGACCUUACUACGUAACGUAGACAUAGAAGCACUAUAGUCUGAGUACGCUUGCUCGGUCGUCUCUCUCCGCCCUUCUUUAUCUCGAAAGGGAACCACGGCUCUAGGCCAGUUAUCCCAAGGUUUCCCGCUCGCCAUGAAGACUUUCACGGCGCUGGCCUCGCAAAGGUCCCUCAGGGGCGUCCUUUCCGUUAAGCUUUUCCUUUCCGCUAGACUCGGAGCUCGCUCCCUCUCAGUAGCUCCAGUGCGAGCUUCCUCUGCUCACCUCUCAAAGGCUUGCAGCAACGCUGGUCGUCAUGGCAUUUUGUUGCGGAACUUCAGCGUCGGAGCUCGCUCACUGCAGUCGACACCAGCUCUGCAGGACUUGGAAGACGAGGUUUUGGACUCUAUCAACCGUAGAGGGGACAAGGCCGUAGAUCUGGAGGAUUUGGAGUCGCGGGUGGCUGCGGCCCAAAAGCAGAGCAGUCGGCCGAUUUUCGAGGACGACGAGGAGCUUGUGUUCGAAGAGGAGGCCCAGGAGGACAUCCCAGAGAACGCCAAUGCGACGUUCGACUCCUUGGCGCUGAGCGAACCCACGCUGGCAGCGAUGAAGCACAAUUUUAAAUUCAAACACGCUUCUCCCGUCCAGGAAGCCGUGUUGAAGCUGCUACCCACGGACAAGGACCUGCUCGUGCGGGCCAAGACGGGGACCGGGAAGACGCUAGCGUUCUUGAUCGCUGCCCUGGAAUCCGCCAUCGCGCGCAAGGAAGGGCAGAGGUUCAAGGGUGACAGGAUCACCGUGCUGUGCAUCUCCCCAACCCGUGAGCUCGCCUUCCAGAUCACCGCCGAAGCCGAGAAGCUGCUGCGGCCCCACAACUACCGCGUGAAACACGCCGUCGGAGGCGAGAAGCGGCUCCGCCAACUCGACGGUCUCGAGCAAAGCCGCGUCGAUUUCCUCGUCGCGACCCCCGGCCGGCUCCUCGACCUCCUGCAAGGCUCCGCGCACCUCCGCGAGAAGCUCAUGGGAAUAGAGACCCUCAUCUUCGACGAAGCCGACCAGCUCCUCGAAAUGGGUUUCAAAGACGAGAUCGAGAAAAUCGCCGCCUUCCUCCCUAGCACCCGCCAAACCUUCAUGUUCUCCGCCACCCUCUCCAAGCAAAUCAAAGCCACCGCGCGAUACGUCCUCAAACCCUCCUACGAUUACGUCGACACCGUCCCCGAAAACGACGUCCCCACGCAUGUCACCGUCAAACAAACUUACAGCAUUGUACCGUACUCGCAGCAACUGCCGGUCCUGUACGACGUGAUCCGCAAGCACCUCGACGCCAACCCGACCGCCAAAAUCAUCGUCUUCUUCCCGACCACCCGUAUCGUUGCCUACCUCGCCCGCGCCUUCAACGAGCUCCGGCGGAUGGAUGUCCUCGAACUGCACUCCAAACUCGACCAAAACCAGCGCAGUAAAGUCGCUCACAAGUUCCGUCGGGCCACGUCCAGCGUUCUGUUCACGUCGGACGUCUCGGCGCGGGGUGUCGACUAUCCCGGCGUCACGCUGGUCAUCCAGAUGGGCGCCCCGGGAUCCAUCGACUCGUACAUCCACCGUAUUGGCCGAACAGGUCGUGCAGGCGCAACAGGUGAAGGUCUCCUCAUCCUCUCCGCCUACGAACGCGGCUUCCUGAACGCGUUGAAGGACGAGGUCCCGAUCAAGCUGAACGUGGACAUGAAGGAUGCGGAUGUCGAUGACGAGAUAUUAGCAAAGAUCCGCGUCGCGCAGAAGAGGGCUGAGCCGGGGUUAGUCAGGGAGUGCUAUUCUGCUUAUAUUGGACACUUACGACAAAACUCCCAACUCCUCCGCCUCAACCCCGCCACGCAAAGGCAAGCCAUCGACGACUUCACCUCCGGCGUCCUCGGCCUCUCCGAGCCGCCCGUCCGCGGCGGGUUCGACGCGUACCCCCAACCCGCCCGCCAGCCCUUCCAGCAGCGCAGGUAUAGGGACGAUGAUAACUCGUUCUUUGGCGGGGGCGGGGGUGGGGAUGACGGGUAUGUUGCGGAGAGGAGUGGGCCGAGUGGACCGAAGAGGCGGAGUGGGGAUGCGAGGGAUAGAGGGGGGAAGACCCAGAGUUGGAUGGGGAGGGGGUCUCAAGGGAGGAGGUAGACGGAGGCUUGCGUCUUUGUCAGAUGGGAUAGUAGCUAGGCCCCGUAUAUAGCCUUUUUUGUCCCCCGAUCUUUAUAUUUAUUCACGCAUAGCACCAGGGGAUGACGGAGAGGUAUUGCAUAGCGCAGGGAGAUGCAUUUUGUAUGUAUUAUGUACACUGUAUGUAAGGAGAUGUGGUCCUACUCUGUAUGUAGUGGGAAAGCGGGGGUCGUUCGGUAUAUAAUGCAUAUGCAGUGACCUUCUUCGAAUUGCGAAUGAAGCUGUCGUGAGGUGUGCUACGCCCAUGGGGGUACGUCCAAGCAACCCUCCGGGCGUCAUACAUGAGCCGGCAUCUGUCGUCUACGCCACCCUCCCGUCCGUCGCAAGUAUUAAAUCUCGACCUCUCUACGCCCCCACCCCGGUCGCCCCAACCUCCUCC
Molecule: messenger RNA, 2623 nt
Organism: Fimicolochytrium jonesii
Lineage: Eukaryota; Fungi; Chytridiomycota; Chytridiomycetes; Spizellomycetales; Powellomycetaceae
Product: P-loop containing nucleoside triphosphate hydrolase protein
Exons: 2
Coding region: 211-2205 (664 amino acids)
Cellular component (GO): mitochondrion
Molecular function (GO): nucleic acid binding; ATP binding; RNA helicase activity
Source: RefSeq, a predicted model, not a curated record